This is a messenger RNA of Microcebus murinus (gray mouse lemur), 2038 nucleotides long. RefSeq names its product voltage dependent anion channel 1 (gene VDAC1). Gene Ontology annotation, molecular function: voltage-gated monoatomic anion channel activity. Gene Ontology annotation, cellular component: mitochondrial outer membrane. Gene Ontology annotation, biological process: monoatomic anion transmembrane transport. The record is from RefSeq and is a predicted model, not a curated record. Lineage: Eukaryota; Metazoa; Chordata; Mammalia; Primates; Cheirogaleidae.
AUGUCCUUGCAGCCGACAUUUUGUAAGAAGAUACGUUUUUGUUGGCAAGAAUCCUGCAGUUCAGUGAAGUAGCUGGCUCCUGGGAAUGUGGCUCUGACCGUUAAUAUUCAUUCAGCAAAUAUUUACUGACCCCUACGGUGCUCUGGGCCUGUGCUCGGUCCUGGGCACGCCGAGGAGAAGAGGCCUAAAGUCAGGCUGAUCCUCUGUCAACAAAGACUGGUUGGAUGUCUCGAGCUCUGGCCACAAAGUGACAAGACAGCAGGGGUUUCUUGGCCCACACCCGGGAGGGUGAGCUGCCUAGAACCCAGAGCGCGAGCAGAAGAUGGCCGUGCCUCCCACGUACGCCGACCUGGGCAAGCCUGCCAGGGACGUCUUCACCAAGGGCUACGGAUUUGGCUUGAUAAAACUUGAUUUGAAAACAAAAUCUGAGAAUGGAUUGGAGUUCACCAGCUCAGGCUCAGCCAACACCGAGACCACCAAAGUGACGGGCAGCCUGGAAACCAAGUACCGGUGGACCGAGUACGGCCUGACGUUCACGGAGAAGUGGAACACGGACAACACGCUGGGCACCGAGAUCACCGUGGAGGACCAGCUCGCACGUGGACUGAAGCUGACCUUCGACUCCUCCUUCUCACCUAACACUGGGAAGAAAAAUGCUAAAAUCAAGACGGGGUACAAGCGGGAGCACAUCAACCUGGGCUGCGACGUGGACUUCGACAUCGCGGGGCCCUCGAUCCGGGGCGCGCUGGUGCUGGGUUACGAGGGCUGGCUGGCCGGCUACCAGAUGAAUUUCGAGACCGCCAAGUCCCGGGUGACCCAGAGCAACUUCGCGGUCGGCUACAAGACGGAUGAGUUCCAGCUUCACACGAACGUGAAUGACGGGACAGAGUUCGGCGGCUCCAUUUACCAGAAGGUGAACAAGAAGUUGGAGACCGCCGUCAACCUCGCCUGGACAGCAGGAAACAGUAACACGCGCUUCGGGAUAGCAGCCAAGUACCAGAUCGACCCCGACGCCUGCUUCUCGGCUAAAGUGAACAACUCCAGCCUGAUAGGUUUAGGAUACACUCAGACCCUAAAGCCAGGUAUCAAACUGACGCUGUCAGCUCUGCUGGAUGGGAAGAACGUCAAUGCCGGUGGCCACAAGCUUGGUCUAGGACUGGAAUUUCAAGCAUAAAUGAAUACUGUAUAAUUGUUUAAUUUUAAACUAUUUUGCAGCAUAGCUACCUUCAGAAUUUAGUGUAUCUUUUAAUGUUGUAUGUCUGGGAUGCAAGUAUUGCUAAAUAUCAUGUUAGACCUCCAGGUUAAAAGAGGAUUCAGCUUUAAGGUGUUACCCUUUCAGAGGUACAAAAGAAACCCGAUUCCAAAAAAGGUCUUUUCAGCUGUAGACUUGGGGGGAACUUGGCGGCUCCUCUAGAGAUGCCAGGUUUCUUUUUUAUCUAGAAAUGGCUGCAAGUGGAAGCUAAUAAUGUGUAGGCACUUUGUAAAUUCAUAUUGAGUAAAUGAAUGAAAUCAUGACUUCCUGAGAAUUGAACCUUGGUUUCCUAAUAACCCUAAUUGAUGAGAGUCUGAUUGCUUGAUGGUGUGUACAAACUCACCUAAAAGGGACUUUUUUAGACAGAUCUUCAUGACCUGUUCCCACCCCAGUCCUUUAUCACCUCUUUUACACCAAAAGGUUUGCAGGGUGUGGUAGCUGUUUCUUUGUGCCAUUUUGGGGUGGAGAGGGUGGAUGUGGUGAAGCCAAUAAUUCAGGACUUAAUUCCUUCUUGUGUUGUGGUUUUUUGCCCUUGCACCAGAGUAUGAAAUAGCUUCUAGGCGCUCCAGCUAUAAGCUGGGAAGUCUGUGUGAUUGUAAUCACAUGGUGACAACACUCAGAAUCUAAAUUGGACUUCUGUUGUAUUCUCACCAAUUUAUUUUUUAGCAGUUUAAGGGGUACAUUUUAGAGUCUUCCAUUUUGUGUGGAAUUAGAUCCUCUCCUUCAAAUGCUGUAAUUAACAUCACUUAAAAUAAAACUUGAAUAAAAUAUCGAAACCUCCUCUUC